AAAAAUAAAAAUUAUGCUUAUCAAGUUUAUUUAUUUUCAAAUCGAUCAAACCUCGAUGUUAAAUAUAAUUACAAUAAAUCUGCACAUUGGCCAUUGAAUGUCGGCAAGAAUUCCCGUCUAGUGGUUGAUUUGUUUAAAUUACUUUGAUAUUCGGAACUCGUUAAUUUUGGUUAAACGUAGUAAUCAUCAUGGACAUAGCUACAUCAACAGACAUCAUGAUAAUUAGUGGAAAUUCACACCUCGAACUAGCCAAUUUGGUCGCUCGCCGACUUGGUGUUAAACCGGCCCGGUGCGCUGUUUCUUAUACCACUAACCGAGAAACAUCUGUCCAAAUAAGUGAUUCCGUACGUGGAAAAGACAUAUACAUCAUUCAGACUGGUUCAAAAGAUGUAAAUAAUAAUAUAAUGGAACUCUUGAUCAUGGCUUAUGCAUGUAAAACUUCUUCUGCCAAAAGCAUUGUUGGAGUUAUUCCUUAUCUACCCUACAGUAAACAAUGUAAAAUGCGAAAACGUGGUUCUAUUGUAUCUAAGCUUUUGGCAAAGAUGUUGUGUUCAUCAGGCUUAACUCAUGUGAUUACAAUGGACCUUCACCAAAAAGAAAUUCAAGGUUUUUUUGAAUGUCCAGUUGACAAUUUGAGAGCAUCGCCAUUCCUUUUACAAUAUAUUCAAGAAUGUAUCCCUGACUAUCGUAAUGCUGUUAUUGUUGCAAGAAAUCCUGGAUCAGCUAAAAAAGCUACAUCGUAUGCUGAACGCUUACGUUUAGGAAUCGCUGUUAUUCACGGAGAACAGAAGGAAUCAGAUUCUGAUAUGGUUGAUGGAAGAAAUUCUCCACCACCAUCAACGUCUCGUUCAAGAACAAUGGAUGUGGGAGUAGGAGUACCACAACAUCCAGCCAAAGAAAAACCUCCAAUUAAUGUAGUGGGAGAUGUUGGUGGUCGUAUCGCUAUUAUGGUGGAUGAUAUGGUAGAUGAUGUAGCUUCGUUUGUAGCUGCUGCUGAGGUAUUGAAGGAGCGUGGUGCUUAUAAAAUUUAUGUCUUAGCUACUCAUGGUCUUUUAUCUUCUGAUGCUCCAAGACUUAUUGAAUCUUCGCCAAUUGAUGAAGUGGUUGUGACAAAUACAAUUCCACAUGAAAUUCAAAAAAUGCAAUGCCACAAAAUCAAAACAGUAGACAUAAGUAUUUUAUUAUCAGAGGCUAUUCGCAGAAUUCAUAAUAAAGAGUCCAUGUCAUAUCUAUUCAAAAAUGUCACAUUAGAAGACUAAACUAAUUUUAAAUGUUACUCAUUUAAUUAUCGUAAAAUGAAGAGCAUAAGAAAUUAAAUAUAAAACUAAUAGAAUUCCAAACACUGAUUUAUGAACUUAUUUUAAUAUUUUGGAUACAAGUAUGAAUUAUGUAUAUUUCAAAUAAGUAAAUCAAAUUACUAUUUUUCUUUUUAAAUACAUCUUUUAUUGAUAACCGUUAUUUACCAGAUUAAUGUGAAGAAAAUGCAUUAAUAUUUAGAUUAACUUACAUGUUAAUAA
This is a messenger RNA of Melanaphis sacchari, 1517 nucleotides long. RefSeq names its product phosphoribosyl pyrophosphate synthase-associated protein 2. Lineage: Eukaryota; Metazoa; Arthropoda; Insecta; Hemiptera; Aphididae. Gene Ontology annotation, biological process: 5-phosphoribose 1-diphosphate biosynthetic process; purine nucleotide biosynthetic process. The record is from RefSeq and is a predicted model, not a curated record. Gene Ontology annotation, molecular function: magnesium ion binding; ribose phosphate diphosphokinase activity. Gene Ontology annotation, cellular component: cytoplasm; ribose phosphate diphosphokinase complex. The transcript has 7 exons. The coding region runs from base 189 to 1259 and encodes 356 amino acids.